Messenger RNA from Closterium sp. Naga37s-1, 900 nucleotides. NCBI's taxonomy places the organism in Eukaryota, Viridiplantae, Streptophyta, Zygnematophyceae, Desmidiales, Closteriaceae. The record is from the annotation of a GenBank genome assembly.
AUGCUGCUUUCGAUCAUCACGGAGCGCGUGUUCUACCGCCCCGCCCUCUUGUCAUCCGCUCUCAUCUCGCAACCUUUUCCUUUCUCGCGCACGUGUCCCUUGGGCGCUACCGCAGGCAGUAUCGGCGCGCGCGCUGCAGGGCUUCCCCGCGCGGAGAGCGGGGCUCGGCGCCGUGCGCCACAUGGCGUGACGCUCGGGGUGGUGGUGGAGUACGACGACAAUGACACGGAUGAACUUGAGAUGUGCAUGUGCGCCGAGGAGCGCUUCCCCGCCAUCAUGGUCACCGGCAAUCCCGAGGGCUCCCAGGCCAGGUGCGCUGGGGGGCCAUGGGGCGCAGAGGGGGCCAUGGGGCGCAGGGGGGACAUGGGGCGCAGGGGGGGGCAUGGGGCGCAGGGGGGGGCAUGGGGCGCAGGGGGGGGCAUGGGGCGCGGGGGGGGGCAUGGGGCGCGGGGGGGGGAUGGGACAGUGGGAGGCAGAGGUCAUUGUUGCCAAGGCACAGGGCUGUGCCAUGCGAGCAGGUGGGCUGUGCCAUGCGAGCAGGUGGGCUGUGCCAUGCGAGCAGGUGGGCUGUGCCAUGCGAGCAGGUGGGCUGUGCCAUGCGAGCAGGUGGGCUGUGCCAUGCGAGCAGGUGGGCUGUGCCAUGCGAGCAGGUGGGCUGUGCCAUGCGAGCAGGUGCCAGGUGGGCUGUGCCAUGCGAGCAGGCCUGGGUCGUUCGAGGUCUCCUUUGGCCACUCCCUGCUCUUCUCCCGCCUGCAGGUGACCCAUGCUCACUGCCCCAUGCAUGCUCACUGCCCCAUGCAUGCUCACUGCCCCAUGCAUGCUCACUGCCCCAUGCAUGCUCACUGCCCCAUGCAUGCUCACUGCCCCAUGCAUGCUCACUGCCGCAUGCAUGUACGUUGA